ACUUCCUGUCCGGGGCAGUGGCUCAGAGUCCGGCAGGUGAGCGGCGGGGACCCGGACGCGGGGGCUGGGUCUCAAUUGUGUUACAUCUUCAAGAAGGCUUCUUUACGAAGAUGGCAGACCUGGGGGGAGAACAGGAGUCACCUCCUGUUCCAUCCCCCAUCAGUUUUUCAUCACCUGGGAUAACUUCUGGACCUCAUCGCCACAAGGCACAGCUCCACCUCCAUGAUCAUCAACAUGGAUUUACAGUUUCCAAGCCAGGUGUAAUUUCCUUGCUACAAGAAGAGGAAGAACUGUCUGGCUCAGAUUUUCAGGGAAUUCAAGAAACUGAGAUCUCAAGAGAUACCUACACAGAUUCUGAGUCUGAGAUUGAAUUGUUAACUCCAAAGCAAGAAGUUUCUGAAGAAGGAGAAGAACAUGGAGGAAUGUUGAAAAGUCUCCUCAGGAAUGUACCUCGAGGACCCAAAUUUGGAGAACCCUGUGAACGGGAGGACAGUUUAGAAAGGCCAAUAGGAAACUCUGCUGGGGGCAGAGAGAGGAUAACCCUCUCCCAGAAGCGAGGCUCCUGGCACAUGACAGUCCUUCACCAGGAGGCUCCCCCAGGAGAGGGGAGCCAAGGAUGUGAUGAAUUUGGGGGAAGCUUUAGUCUGAGCUCAAGCUUUAUGACACGUCAGGGAGGCUCCAUAGGAGGGAAACCCCAUAAAUGUGACACCUGUGGUAAAUGCUUCAAAUACAAUUCAUUACUGAUUAAACACCAGAGAAUCCACACUGGAGAGAAACCCUAUGAAUGCAGUGAUUGUGGGAAGUGCUUCAGAGGGUGGUCAGGCUUUAUUCAACAUCACAGAAUUCACACUGGAGAGAAGCCUUAUGAAUGUAAUGAAUGUGGGAAAGCCUUCAGUCACAGUUCACAUUUUACUCAACACCUGAGAAUUCAUAAUGGAGAGAAGCCCUAUAAAUGUAAUGAAUGUGGGCAAGCUUUCAGCCAGAGCUCAAAUCUUAUUCGACACCAGAGACUUCACACUGGAGAGAAACCCUAUGAGUGUAGUGAAUGUGGGAAAGCUUUCAUUUGGAGCUCAGUGCUCAUUGAGCAUCAGAGAAUUCACACUGGGGAGAAACCCUAUGAAUGCAAUGAGUGUGGGAAAGCCUUCAGAGGGAGGUCACACUUUUUUCGACACCUGAGAACUCACACUGGAGAAAAGCCUUUUGAAUGCAAUGAAUGCGGGAAAGCCUUCGGUCAGAGCUCACAACUUAUUCAGCAUCAGAGAAUCCACUACAGAGAAUAACCCCAGGAAUGUAAUAUGAUGAGUGUGGGGGACGGAUGCCUUGAUAGAGCAGAGAAUCUACUUUGGGGCACGAGCCCAUUAAAAAAAAUAAGGUCCUAAUGAAAAGGGUUCUUGUCUGUCUAAUUCUCUUUUUGCAGCAAUCUAGCCCAGCACCGCAUGCAGUGAGGUAAUUAAUAAAUACUUGGUGAUUGGUGAUAAUAAAUUCUUGUUCAUAACUGUGUAAAAUCUUUCAGUGACUGCUCCCCUACCCUAUUUACUGAGGGGUCACAAGAAGAGAAGAAAAGUAGGGGAACAUAUUGUCAAGGAGGAAAAAAAGCAAAAUUUGGGAAAUAAGUGAGUGGCAGCCAAUUUUGUGAAGAUCUCAAGGUUUAGAGAACAUUAAAUGGAGAACACUGAAUUUGGCUGAGAGAUUAUGGGUAAUUACAAGAGCAAUUUAGGUAAUUCAGUCACCACAAGCAUUACUGAGCUCUGACUUUGGGGGUAUUAAAAAAAUAGGACAUAGCAUUCAUGUCCUUGAGGUUGUCAGAAUGGAGGAGAAUGAAAACAAUAAAUGUUCUUAGGUAGCCUCCAGCCAAACAAAGGGGACCUUGAAGAGUGGAAAGAAAAGUUGUCUUCACUUCUAAUUCCAUAUGGUCUCUUAUUUCUACCAUCCUCCCUAUCAUUUCUUGCCCUUCUCGACAGGGACAGGGUUUGGUAGAAUAGGGGAUUCAGAAUAAGGGGUCCUAACUUAAUUUUGUGUGGAACUCUGGUGGCCAAAGCAAAAUCAUUCCCUACCCCAGACUGUGCACAAGUAAAGAAUUAGGUUAAAAAAGUACCUUGAUAGAAUACCAUGCAAGGGACACCACAGUAUCAAUAAUAGAUUAUUUUUAAAGUUCAUUCAGGGUAGGAUUCCACUUAUAGCUUUAAUGAAGUCACUUGAUAGUGUAAGAGACUUACUGGAUGAUAAAAGAGAGCUGGAAUUCUAGGAGUUGCCUAGUCCAACCUUCUAGCCCACGUGGAAACAAAUCUAUAGCUUUCCUGAUGGUUAUCUUGUUACCCAACUACUUCUGUUGAUAGGAAACUCACUAACUGCAUUAAGGAACAGUUUGGGUCUGAUUUUAGAAGUUGUCCUUACACUGAGCUGGAAUUUGCUUCUUUACAACAUCCACUUGGUAUACACAUUGUUCCUCAUUUGGCCCUCUAAACAGUUAAAUCUCACUCCUUUUUUAUAUGACAACCUUUAAAGUAAUUUGAAGUCAUAUUAUGUUCUUCCUCAGUCUUCUCCAGUUACUUCAACUAAUCCUCAUGACCUAAUCCCUUUCAUCCUGAUUGUCUUGUAGGUGUGUUCCAAUUUGUUAAUGGUCACCCUUAAAAUCUGGUGCCUAGAACCUACAAGUUUAACCAUGACAUAAAGAGAUCCUAAUUUUAAAAUUUCUUUCCUUAGGAAGGUGUAAAGAGAGUUUUUCCUAUACUGUCUUUUGAAGUGGACACAUUUGACCAGAGAAUUGCCACAUUGGAUUUGCCUCAGAUACCUAUCUGGCUCUAUAUUAUAUCUGAUAGAGACCCCAAGGGAUAUGUGGUGGUAGGUCAUGGUUAUCCCAGAUAGUGUCCUCAGAAGUUAAUUCAGAGUACUCCAGAACAUUUCUGCUUAUCUUAAUGAUUUGUUACAGAUAUGUCACCAAAGAGUUCACACAGUACUCUUGAUAUAAAUCAUAGAUUCAGCCUUAUAUCCCCUAUCAGGGGUUGUGUGAUGUAAAACUUAACAUAUUCUAUGUCAGUUUACCUCAAACUAUAAGGGUUGUUCCUUUGUUUAAUACAGCACUGGUGACCAUAGCCUCUUCACCCCAUCCCUACCAUUCAUAAUUUUAGGGACUUCCAACAUAGAGUAACCUCAUUCAUUCCUUUGGGAGUCCUUUGGAUUUAGAAACCUUCAAGAUGGUGUGGUUCAACUGUAUUUUACACAUAAGAAAACUGGGACCUGGUGAGGGGAAGGGACUUUUUUUUCUAAAAUCACAUUGGAAGUAAAUAUCAGAGCCUAGACUUGAACCCAUGUCUUUCAUCUAGUUCUCUUAUUCCUGAGGUCUUGUGGCCAGAAACUUAUUUGGCAGCAUGUGGUUUUAAAUACAUGCUUCUUAGAUUAACAUUAGUCAGUUUGUUUCUAAUAUUCUCAAUAGCACGUUUGGCCCUCUAAUUCCCCCAUCUCAUUUUUACUUAUAUUCUAAGGUUCUAAUAUUGAGUUUUCCAGGAUAAUGACAGUAAACAUAAAUUAUAUCUCAGUGAGAAGGAGUUUAAGGAGUAGAAUCCCUUACCACCACCACCACCACCACCACCCACCCCCCAGUUCUCUCAAAAGCAAUGUGUUUUCUAAAGCUCAGGCAUUAUCUAUCUACCAGUUCUAAUAAUGGGUAUUUGGGGUCGUGUGUCUGUGUCUGCUGGAGCAGGCAUGGGGGGUGGGGGGCGGGGCAUAUGAGUGUGCAAUAUGCUUAGGAAAAAUAGAAUGCAAGAGGUGGAAGGGACUAUAUAGGUCACCUAGUUCAAGUCUUGGAGCAUGAAUUCUCUUUACAGCAGUCCCAGCAGGUUUUAGUCUGUGUGAAGUUCUCUAGUGAUGGGUAACUUACAAUUUAGCAAGAAAGCAAACUCCAUUUUUCAACAGUUCUAUUUCCUUCCUAAAUGUGACAAGACCACUGUAUUCAAGGUCCAGCAACCCUUCCUCUGGUAACAGACCCAGUUGUGUUUUCACCCCUUCAACUAUUGAGACCUAGUAGUAUCCUUUCUCCUGAAAUGUUAUUUCUUCAUUCCUAUUAGUCCAUCCCUCUGCCCCUAGUUAUCUCAUUUUAGGCCUCAAGCGUUCCAGUUAAUGAGUUAAAAUAUAAGUUAAUAAGGCCUUCUGCUUUAAGCAUUUACAACCCUGAUUAUUAUGAAACAUCCUCUAAGUUCCCAAAUUUUACAGUAAACCGAAUGGUCAUCUAAUGGAAUAGAUGAAAAACUUUGCAGAUGAGAAAAUAGUUCAGAAAAUCUGUGACUUGCCCAAAGUCCCAUAGGUAGUAAGUAGGAAACACAGGUGCAAUAGACCACAUAUCCAAGCCUUACCAGUGCACACUAUGCUACUUCUGUUUGUUAGGAAGUAGUCAUAUUAAAUGAAAAUCUGAUUCCCUAUGACUUCCAGGCUUUGUUCCUGUUUCUGCCUUCUUGGGUCAAGAACAAGUCGUAUAUCCCACAGAAAAUUAUAUGCUCUCAUUAUAGGAAGAUAUCUCAGAAGUCACCUAGGCCAAACCAUACCCCAAGCAUGAAUCCAUUUAACAGAAUGAUCAUUUAGUGUUGGAAGAUUCUCAUUGAAUUAUCCCUUAAGUCUUCUCUUCUUCAGGCUAAACAUUCUCAUUUCUGCCAAACUUAUUUUGACAUUGUCUAAAGUCCACUAUCCUAAAUGCCCUUCUGGUAGCAACAUCUCUUGGCAGGCAGGAGAUCCUAUAAGGCACACAAUGUGCAGGCCAUAUACCAACAUGGCUUCGGGGCAGGAAUGGAGUCAUUGGUUAUGUAUUUAAAGCUGGAAGAGAGAGGCCAUACAGCCAACUCCCUUGUUUUUCAGAUGAUGAAACUGAGGCCCUUGAAAGGCCAAUUAUCCAGCUCCACAUGCCCCCCAUUCCCCCCACCUCUGUUCCAUAUUACAGAUGCCCAAAGUCAUGUAGCUGGUGAGUAGCAGGAAUGGGACUUGAAUGAAGAUCCUUUUCUUCCAAACUGAGUGGUCUUUCCACUGAACCAUGAGGCAUCUGUUAGGGGACAGCUUGACAGGGGGAGCUCUGACAGUUCCUGUGCCUUCAAGUUGUUGGCAGUUCUUAUACUGUUCAAGGAAGCCUUGACCACUGUGUGUAUACAUUCUUCCUUCCUGAAUCCCAUAAUCACCUGGAAAGGCAGCAUAACAAAAGCUUCCAUUUGUAUGGUGUUUUACUGUUUACAGAGCAUGUUCUUCAUAAUAGUUCUAUAAAGUAAGCAAUAUAGUCCAUCCUCUUCAUUUUACAAAUGAGGAAACAGAUUCAUAGAGGUUAACUAAGUCCCAUGUAUUUUGGAAAUUCUAAGAGAUGAGUACAAGCCAGUCUCACUGUUCCCCAAAACCUGUUAGAGUUCUGUCACUGCAUGAGUGAGAAGAUAAUCUCAUACUCUAUAUGUGGAAGGCUCAUACUCCCUUGCUCUCCCCAUUCUGAUCAUUCAACUGACUUAAAAUUUCUCUUCCAUUGCUUCCUUCCUUCUGUCUUCUUUUUUUCCUCUUAUCUAUCCCCUCAUUUAUGUUCAUUCAUGUGUUCAUUUUACAAAUUUUUGUUAGGCGCUUAUUGCUGCCAGGCUGUUUCCAGGGCUGAAGCCAAGAAAGCACCCAUGCCUUCUCAAAUGUGGACAUUAUGGUUGCUAAUGAGAUUAGAAAAAAGAACAUUUACUUAAGAAAAUCUGAUAACAAUCAACUUGAAAAGAAACACAGUUUCUUAGAUAAAAUGUUGAGGAGAGACAGAGACUAUUCCAAAGACCUCUCAUCAUUCCACCUGGCUGCACUCCUUUGGACUUCAUCAUGCCCCAGAAACUUCUUCAUCCUGCAAAAUCACAUUAGUCCUGGUCCUCACAAUCAUCGGUAUCUUCUGCUCCUCAGGCCCCUUGGACUUGAGGGCAGAGCAAAAGGCUCUUCCCAAAACCUCCAUUUAAGGACAGUACCCAGGCCAACCAUCUCUUCAUUUCCUGGCUAUUCUCUUUUGGACUUCUCCAUCAUGCCCCUGUAUCAGGUACCUUUCUCCUGCACCCCACCCCAUCCUUUUCAGCUUCCUUUUCUGUGUUGUCUCCCCCCAUUAGAAUGCCAGCUCCUUGAGAACAGGGACUUUCUUCUUCAUAUUUGUAUCCCCAGCACUUAGUACAGGACCUGGUCCAUAGUAGAGGUUUAAUAAACGUGCAUUGACCGAUUGACCAGAUAGAGCAUUGCCCUUUGGAUAGAACAAUAACAGUUAAUGAGAGCUACAGAACAUUGUGGUCCAUCAACUCAAUUGCAUAUGACUAUUUUAAAAGUCAUAACUGAGAAAUAGCCGAUCAAAUAACUAACUGCUUAGGGACUUAGAAGACUAUAUAAGGCCUGUGGAGGACACUUGACAGAAAGGUGGAUUUUUGAGUUUUACAUCAUAAAUUAGAAGUAGGUCACUGGGUAUGAGGAGGCACUGAUCUGAGCCCUUAGAAGCUACAGGCCAGCAGGAGGAAAAGCUAUAGGCAAAGAAAAAAAGGUGACCACCUGAGAGAAUAGAGAAAAUUGAGCACAAGAAGAGUUAGAGACAGAAGGGCACAAGAAGUGAGAAGAGGAGCUAUUUACAGAAGACAGAAUAUAGUAAGCAAACAGGUACUUGGUCCACUCAGAGAUGACCGCUGUCUAAUAGGCUUUGCAGCUGCUCAGAGUUCAAUAUGGAGAGCUGUCUGAGCUUAUGUUCUCCAAUGUUAUCUUUAAUCAGAGAGGGGGAAUCUUUCAAGGGUUCCUUUGUUGACUUUUUUUGCUCUUUCUGGUUUGAGAAAGAGAAACAGAAAUGGUGAGAUGGAUUUUACAUCUGCUUUGCUGUGAGAAGAGGCUUGGCUUUCCUGAGAAGUGAUUGUAGAAAACAUAAUCCUCUCCUUUUUGGAAAAAAUGACUGGGGGAGAAUUCUUAGCCCUAAUUUUGAUCUACUGCUUGAGACAGAGAAAGUCCUCAGAGUCCCAAAGCAAAUAUGAGGAGCUUGGCAGUUCUCAGCCUAAGAGAGUUUCUAGUCACUGAGCACAACAUUUUCUCAGCAUCUUCCCAAGAACAGAUGUGUGCUAAAAUAAUUUGUCACUGUUUCAGUAGUCCAAGAGUAGUAGCAGAGAAGCAGUUUUGCCUAGCAGAUGGCUCAUUAUGCCAAAGUCAUCUAGUUUUGUCGUGAGGUGGCCUGGGCACAUCCCCAUGAACAUUGUGCGUGUGUUGGUAAAGAGUGUGGCCUUGGUUUGUGGCUCAACUUAUAUUUUGAUUAUUCCAGCUCUCAUCUAUUAAGUAAAUAUUAUGAUUAUCUUGCCUACUGUUGAGAAAAGAUUACAUUAUUCCUGUGUUUGCCUUCUAAUGAGUAAAUGUUAUUCUUGC
This is a messenger RNA of Dromiciops gliroides (monito del monte), 7365 nucleotides long. It is a transcript of the gene GLI4, whose product is annotated as GLI family zinc finger 4. The transcript has 4 exons. The coding region runs from base 111 to 1280 and encodes 389 amino acids. Gene Ontology annotation, molecular function: DNA-binding transcription factor activity, RNA polymerase II-specific; RNA polymerase II cis-regulatory region sequence-specific DNA binding. Gene Ontology annotation, biological process: regulation of transcription by RNA polymerase II. Lineage: Eukaryota; Metazoa; Chordata; Mammalia; Microbiotheria; Microbiotheriidae. The record is from RefSeq and is a predicted model, not a curated record.